UAAUGGUCCCAGUGUGACACUUCCGGCGGAAGUAGACAACAAAGCGCUAGCAGCGUUAGCUUCCAGGUUUGCUUGUUCAUCGUCGGUCAGAAGUCUGUUUUUGCUGUAAACUGAAUAUUUCAGCGUCUGCAGCAACAAUAUCUUCGCUUCAUCACCAGAGAGCGACUAACUGCUGAAUAAAUAUUCAGAACCAUCGUCCAGGAGGAGGAAGAGACCGAGCAUCAGCUCAGACUGCUAGAUAGCAGCUGGAGAACCCGAACCGGGUCAGAACCUCCAGGUUCUCUACAGCAUCAGGUCUGUUGCAGACCACCUUCUCGUAACAGAAGAAAUAAACUUCAUUUUUGACCCCAAGAUGCCAAACACUACAGAAAUAAAAGAGGAACAGGAGGAAGCAGGAACACAGCAGAUGAGUGAGCCAAAAGAGGAACCAGAACCUCAGCUAAAUAGAGAAGAACAUAUUGAAGUGUGGGUCUUUCAGGAUGAAGAGCAGCUUUUAGUGAAGCAGGAGACCAACACCUCUUUGGUCACUCCUGCUGUUGAGGAAAUGUUCCACAAUGCACCAGAACGGCAGAAUAUUAUUGAGGUAAAGGAGGAAGUAGAACCUGUCAAAAUUAAAAAGGAACCGGAGUAUUUAAAACCUAAAAGGGAACAAGAGGAUCUUUGCAGCAACCAGGAUGAAGACCAGCUUGUGGUGAAGCUGAAAAUUAAAAGGGAACCAGAGGAUCCCUGCAGCAGUGAGGAUGAAGAUCAGCUUGUAGUGAAGCAGGAGAUGGACGGCUAUGUGGUGACACCUACUUGUGAGCAAAAUGACAGUGAUCAAGAACCAAACAAGAACCAGCUCCUUUUAACAAAUUGCCUUGAAGCAAUUGACGAACCUCAGCAAGGAAGCAGCCAGCAAGACUCGGGAUCAAGAAUACACCAAGAUUUGGAAACAGAGGAGAGAAAUCAGGACAUCGGAAAUCACAUGGAUAAUGUGAACAAUUCAGAACUAAAAACACAUUUGGCUUCUUGUGAGACAUGUGGUAAAUGUUUCAGUAACUUUAAGUACUUACAUGUGCACACGAGAAUCCACUCAAGUGAGAAGCCGUAUCCUUGUGAAAUGUGUGAAAAAUCCUUCAAAGCACGUAGCAGUUUGGCUCGUCACCUUACAACACACGAAAAGGAGAAAGCUUUCUCAUGUGUGUCCUGUGGAAAAGGUUUCAUCUGGAAGUCUGAUUUAAUGAUACACAUGAGAACUCAUACAGGUGAGAAACCUUUUCCUUGUGAAGUGUGUGGUAAACAUUUCAUACAGGGUCACAAUUUAACUCGUCACCUUAGAACUCACUCUGGUGAAAAGCCUUAUUCUUGUAAGUUGUGUGAUAAAUCUUUUCAGCAAAGUCACAAUUUGACUCGUCACCUCAGAACUCAUACAGGUGAAACUCCUUAUUCUUGUGACUUGUGUGAAAAAUCUUUUAGAACUAGGCCUAUUCUGGUACGUCACCUUAGAACUCACUCAGGGGAAAAGCCUUAUUCCUGUGACUUGUGUAAUAAAUCUUUUGGAGAACUUCGUGUUUUGGCAUGUCAUAAAAGAAUUCACACGGGUGAAAAGCCUUAUUCUUGUAAGUUUUGUGAAAAAUCUUUUCGGGAAAAUCAUGAUUUGACUCGUCACCUUAGAACUCACACAGGUGAAAAGCCUUAUUCUUGUAGGUUGUGUGAAAAAUCUUUUCGACAAAGUAACGAUCUGACUCGUCACCUUAGAACUCACACAGGUGAAAGGCCUUUUUCUUGUGACUUUUGUGGCAAAUCUUUUAGAACAACUGCUAGUCUGGCUUGUCACCAUAGAACUCACACAGGGGAGAAGCCUUAUUCUUGUGACUUGUGUGAUAAAUCUUUUAGAGACCUUAGUACUUUGGCAUGUCACAAAAUAACUCACAAAGAUAAAAGGCCACAUUCCUGUGAAUUCUGUGAUAAAUCUUUCGUGCGAAAUACUGAUUUGACUCGUCACCGUAGAACUCACACAGGUGAGAAGCCUUAUUUUUGUGAGUUGUGUGGUAAACACUUUAGAGAUGGCAGUUAUUUUGCCCGACACAAAAAAAGUCACACGGUUAAGAAGCCUUAAUUCAGUGUAGUUUUUAAGGCAGCAAUUAACUACAAAUGUCAUUUUAAGGUGCUAGAGGAAAUAUAUCUGAUUCACAUAGAAAUAAAUAAUCAAACAAACCCAACAGGGGGACAAAACUGUGAUCUAGCUGUUCUAAAGUUUACCUCAUGGAGAUCAAAUUUAGAGAUUUAUAAGUAUUUUUUUUUUUCCUCAACCAUGGCAAGAACCAAGAGGAGGAUAUUUAAGUACAGUACCGCAGACUUGAUCGCAGCGAAAUUAUUUUUCUAGGUUAUAAGAUAUAUGUGCUGAACAUUUUCAGCUCUUCCUCCGCUUUCUCUGCCAUGGAAGGAGGAAAGCAGAGAGCCAGCUUUUUACCGUACGCACAGACAGUAGUUUGAUCAGCGCCUGGUGCACUAUUCAGAGUAAAAAAACUUCAGUGCGUGUAAAAUGAAAAAAAAAAAGCCCUGCUAAGUCUGUACAUCUGGAUUGAAUGCAGCGUGCCCAUCUGUGUCUAGAAAGCACAAGAAAAAAUGAAAGUGCUCCGUUUGAUUAUUAGUAUUGAAAUAUCAGUCUAAUUACAGAACUAUGGCAAAAAAGUUUUUAAAUUAACGUAAAAUGCCGGUCAAGAUUUUUAUAUUUGAUAUCUGUUACUUGCAGAUAUUCUUCAGAAAUUUAGGAAACGCUUUAUAUUAACUUUUCAACUGCGACAAACAGAUCCAGUCUACUGGAAAUCAGACAGUCUGGCCAAAUAAACGCUGCAGCAACAAGGGGGAUUCCAAUUAAGCCUCCCCAGCAGGUCUGUGGCACUCAAAAUUGGCUCAUAACCUAGAUGAACUGACUGCACAGAUAAAGUUUAGAGGUGUACUUUCUUGCCUAAACACAUCUUAAAACUACGUUUUGUGAUUAAGGAUAAGAAAUCGGUAGGUUUGUAAACUUGUCAAUUUUCUUACUGCUCCUUAUUCCCGCUUGUGACAGAAAACCUUUCUUGCUGCACACAUCUCCGCCGAUUGAACAAAGCCCCAGGCUUCUUGAAACGUCCUACCCUCAGACCAGGACCUUUUUCUAAAGCCUGGAAAAAGUAAAAUCCCCCAUAUGGAAACGUGCUGUCGGCUUUUGAGGUCUAAUGGUCUAAUUGACUUUGCAGCAAUCCAUGAUACUAAGCAAAUGUGGGUUUGGUUAGUUUUUCUUCAGACUAGGCACAUGUGAAAAAUUACAGAUUUGUGUACCAACCUGGAGGCAUCUCGGGGUUGAACACAGCUCGUUUUUAUAAACAUUUUAAACAAUGCAUAUACCUCCCACGUGUGGUUUUUAUCAUCAAUCAGGAGAUAGUUCCUGGCAUAAGUUAUAAAACAAAAUGGAAGUAUUUAAGAAAAAUAAAAGAGAACAUAAAGUAAACAUUUUAAGGUAGAGUGGACGAUUUUUCUGGAUAUGUGAGUUAAAAAAACAAAACAGCCAAGUCACUUUUUGAAUAACUGCAAAACCAUCCAACUUUCUCUUCCGGUUCUCAGGGGGUGCUGUCUCCCAAAUCCACUCUUAUUUCUUUCUACUGAGGCCUUCUUCUGAUAAACUCGUACACGGUUUGCUUCUUGCGACUCUCAGACACUUUCAAGGUAUACAGUGAGAGCAGCGGAGCUACAAUGAACAGCUAAUAACGAAGCAAGCUGGGUACUCAGGGCGCAGUUCAACUGGCCUACCUGGUUCUGCCUGCCUGACUCGGCUCUUUCCCGCUCGGAUUUAGUGAUUCGACCAGCCUAGAAAGGCCUGGAAGAGGGAAACGCCUCGUGGGUCUAGUUUUAGCCCUCGCUCUCUGCUUUGAAGCUGUUUGAGAGGGACAGAAGCGGAGAGGCGGAGCCGCUUAGCUUGCAAAUGUCAGGCCUCUCUACCAGCGUUUUACCGCUGUCUGAGCUCCGUAUAUUGGCGAGUGAUGCCAAACCAGUUAAAGUUUGCAGCUUUUUAUGAGAUCUUUUGUCUCAGUAAUGGUGGCAGCAAAGAGGACUCAUUAAUAAAAAAAAAUGUAUUGAUUUGAUUUUGCAUAAAAACCUAACGAGCAGUUCUAGAAAGCUUGGAAAACUACUCCAGAAAUUUUGAAUUGAGAAACCUUCCUGGAUGGGAAGCAAGACAUCUUCAGCUUUAGAAUAGAAAUCCAGUUGUUUUGUUUUUUUUAACCUUUAGGUCUACAGACAGUCCUCAAGCCCCACCUAGUGGCGAAAAAUCACUUAUUGCUCCUUUUAAUCACAGCUUAAUACUAUCUUUUACAAACUACUUUAAAUUUUGUAUUUCUUUUUUAGUGUGAUUUUUCCUGUUUUUCUUAACUGUUUUGUUUCUCAUAUUUUUGUUUUUAGCAUUGAAAUUUUGCAAGUUCUCUCUAAAUGAAUCUUUAUUUUGUUCACAUGUAGUGAUCUGUUUUCUUUUCUUUUAUAUUGAUGUAUUGUUCUAUAUUAGAUGCGUAAUACAGUAUUUAAGAUUACUGGGAAAAAAGUUAAGCAGAUCAUGAAUGAAAUGGAGUAGUGAGUGUGAAACUGGUUAGAACCUUGAAGACCACUCUGGGUCUCUAAGAAAGACCCUUAGCCCCAGAAUGUUUCCUGCCUGCUGUAAGCUGCCCAUUGCUCCCUGAGGAGAUGGGUUGAUGGGUUUGUUGGACUGUACAUUUGCUAUGAUAAAUAAAAGUUUCUUCUUCUAGAUAAA
Fundulus heteroclitus (mummichog) is the source of this 4762-nucleotide messenger RNA. RefSeq names its product gastrula zinc finger protein XlCGF57.1. The transcript is spliced from 2 exons. The record is from RefSeq and is a predicted model, not a curated record. The coding region runs from base 353 to 2098 and encodes 581 amino acids. Lineage: Eukaryota; Metazoa; Chordata; Actinopteri; Cyprinodontiformes; Fundulidae.